CCGGCCUCGGCUCGGUUCGGCUGGGCUGGGUCCCUCCACCCGGCAACCCUUUCCCCAGGCAACCUGCUGUGGGGCGGGGCGGGGGUCGGGCCGUGGGCCCCCAGGGGAGAAGGAGAGCAAGGAGACGACUCCCCCAAGGGCCAUUCCCCCUCCUCUGCCAGGCCCGGGAAAGAGCCCCUUGACUUGGCGCCUCAGCCAGGCCCUGGUCAGGGGACACGACUUGGCCAGGCCCAGGGGAUCCUCCAGGUCUCACGCCAAACCCUGCCCCCAGCCAGGAAGCCCGCGGUGAUUGGGCUGCUGGAUGUGUUCACUCCUGAUGAGACCCUGGAUGACUUCACAGACUUUUACCUGGUGAUGCCAUUCAUGGGCACCGACCUGGGCAAGCUCAUGAAACAUGAGAAGCUGGGCGAGGACCGGAUCCAGUUCCUCGUGUACCAGAUGCUGAAGGGGCUGAGGUAUAUCCAUGCUGCCGGCAUCAUCCACAGAGACCUGAAGCCUGGCAACCUGGCUGUGAACGAAGACUGUGAGCUGAAGAUCCUGGACUUUGGCCUGGCCAGGCAGGCAGACAGCGAGAUGACUGGCUAUGUGGUGACCCGGUGGUACCGGGCACCCGAGGUCAUCUUGAAUUGGAUGCGAUACACGCAGACGGUGGACAUCUGGUCUGUGGGGUGCAUCAUGGCGGAGAUGAUCACAGGCAAGACACUGUUCAAGGGCAGCGACCACCUGGACCAGCUGAAGGAGAUCAUGAAAGUGACAGGGACGCCUCCAGCUGAGUUUGUGCAGCGGCUGCAGAGUGAUGAGGCCAAGAACUACAUGAAGGGCCUCCCUGAGUUGGAGAAGAAGGAUUUUGCCUCCAUCCUGACCAAUGCAAGCCCUCUGGCUGUGAACCUCCUGGAGAAGAUGCUGGUGCUGGAUGCGGAGCAGCGGGUGACGGCAGCUGAGGCACUGGCCCAUCCCUACUUCGAGUCCCUGCACGACACGGAAGAUGAGCCCCAGGUCCAGAAGUAUGACGACUCCUUUGAUGACGUGGACCGCACGCUGGAUGAAUGGAAGCGUGUUACUUACAAAGAGGUGCUCAGCUUCAAGCCUCCCCGGCAGCUGGGAGCCAGGGUCUCCAAGGAGACGGCUCUGUGAAGAUCUCUGAGCUCCAGGGUGGCAGUGAGGACCACCUUCACCUUCCACCUGAGAGGGGACCCUCGUUGCCACCUUGACCUUGGUUGGGGCUUGCAUCCCAAGGCAUCCGUCGGAGCAGACUCCUGGGUUCCAUGGACCCUCCUCCCCAUGCCCGUGCCUCUGCUCUUGGGUGCCCAUCCUGGAGGAGCACCUGAACUUUCUGGACAGGACCUCUGGCCGACCUGGGGAUGGCCUCUGAUGCCUGGAGCCGGGGCCCCCUUGCCCGGUGCCCUCAGAAACCUCGGAGCUGGUGGGGCUCCAGGUCAGGCCCUGGCCUCUGAGCCCUGCCUGCUCUGGGCCAUGCAGAGGAAGAACAGAGGGUGGGCGCAGGGCACCAACUCAGGGACAUCCCUUCUCCUGGGCGACGUCAGUGGACCUUCCUGCACCCCCUGCCUGGAAUGUAAAUCAACUGUGUGGCGCCCACGUGGCUGGAACGAAAUAGACCCUUUUGUGGCUCC
This is a messenger RNA of Mandrillus leucophaeus (drill), 1631 nucleotides long. RefSeq names its product mitogen-activated protein kinase 12 (gene MAPK12). Gene Ontology annotation, biological process: intracellular signal transduction; protein phosphorylation. Gene Ontology annotation, molecular function: ATP binding; MAP kinase activity. The transcript is spliced from 11 exons. The annotation marks the transcript as partial. Gene Ontology annotation, cellular component: cytoplasm; nucleus. NCBI's taxonomy places the organism in Eukaryota, Metazoa, Chordata, Mammalia, Primates, Cercopithecidae. The record is from RefSeq and is a predicted model, not a curated record.